This is a messenger RNA of Carcharodon carcharias (great white shark), 4116 nucleotides long. RefSeq names its product FBJ murine osteosarcoma viral oncogene homolog B (gene fosb). Lineage: Eukaryota; Metazoa; Chordata; Chondrichthyes; Lamniformes; Lamnidae. Gene Ontology annotation, cellular component: nucleus. The transcript is spliced from 4 exons. Gene Ontology annotation, biological process: regulation of transcription by RNA polymerase II. Bases 401 to 1378 code for a protein of 325 amino acids. The record is from RefSeq and is a predicted model, not a curated record. Gene Ontology annotation, molecular function: DNA-binding transcription factor activity, RNA polymerase II-specific; RNA polymerase II cis-regulatory region sequence-specific DNA binding.
GCCAUUGGCAACACGGACACUGUCCACCCCGCUCCUGCCGGUUUCGGUGUCGCUGGCUCUUGGGUUUCCAGGCGGAAUCCGCUCGUUUGUAGCGUCGGGAUGGUGGCUAUUCUAAUGAGCCUGACGUCAGAGGGACACGCUGAUAUAAAAAAGCAAAUCUGAGGAGCUGGUUCAUUCAUAAAGUCAAAGCGGCUGAGCGAGGAGAGGGACACAGGGGCGCUCUUACUACUCCCACAUCACCAUCAUCACCCAUCAGGAGCAAGAGCAGCAGCAGCAGCAGCAGCAGCACCACCACCACCUAUUUUUUUUUUCUUUUUCUGGGUACCAAAGCUGUUCACUUACAACCCAGAAGCUGGAUUCAAAGGGCGACAAAUCCUGGGUCAUCACCGACUGGGAGGACAUGUACCAGGGAUUCUCAGGCGACUUUGACUCGGCUUCUCGUUGCAGCUCUUCCCCCUCGGAGCCUCAGUACCUGUCAUCCGUGGAUUCCUUCAGCCAGAGUGUGGGAAGCCCCACCACCACAGCCCAGGAGUGUACCACGGGCAUUGGGGAGAUGCCAGGAUCCUUUGUGCCAACACUGACUGCCAUCACCACCAGCCAGGAUCUCCAGUGGAUGGUUCAACCGACUGUGAUUUCCUCAGCGGCUCAAUCCCAGGCUCCGCUUCCGGCCCUGCCCCAGCCCAGCAUGGAUCCAUACAACCUCCCCGGGACCAGCUAUUCCACCCCGGGCAUGUGCUCCUAUAGCAGGCCCGAGCCGUCAAAACCCAGCCGGUCCAGCCGCCCUCGGAGGGCACGAGAUGAAACGCUCACCGCUGAGGAGGAGGAGAAACGCCGCGUUCGCCGGGAAAGAAACAAAUUGGCAGCGGCCAAGUGCCGGAACCGUCGCCGGGAGCUGACUGACCGCCUGCAGAGUGAGACGGACCAGCUAGAGGAGGAGAAAGCCGAGCUGCAGUCGCAGAUCGCCGAAUUGCACAAGGAGAAGGAGAGACUAGAGUUCGUGCUGGUGGCGCACAAGCCGGCCUGCAAGAUCCCGUUCCAGGACCCCCUGAGCCCGCAGCCGAGUGCUGCAGCAGUCGAGGUGAGCAGCUCUCUGGCAAUGCCUAGUGUGCUGGAUGGGAAGGAAAAGCCUUUCACCGGGAGCUACCCGUCCGGCUGUGAGCUGCCGGCGGAGGUACCGUUCGCUGGUAGCUCUCUCUAUCCGCACUGUGAGCCUCUCCACACCACCUUUUUCAAUAACACUAGCUCCAACGCCUCAUACACAUCUUCAUUUGUGUUCACCUACCCAGAGGGAAGUAGCUGCGGCCUCAUCCACCAGCGGAACAGCAGCAGUGACCAGCCCUCGGACUCUCUAAGCUCGCCAUCGCUGCUCGCUCUGUAAAACAAAACAAAAACCAACCAACCAAAACACACACACACACACACACACACAGACACAGAACAAAAACCUGCUUUAAACCUCCAACCCUCCAGGAGACAAGAACAACAGCCCCGCAAGCACCUUGCUUAAAUCGACUUUUAAUACCGACUGGACUGGAACCAGAAGAGCCAAGAGGGAGGGAGUGUGUGUGUGUGUGUGUGUGUGUAUGUAUGGGGUGGGGUGGGGUGGGGUGGAGGGGGGUUGUUGGGGUUGGAAAGUUGUAUGUGGGGAGUGUUGGUGGUUGGGGAGGUUGGAGGAGAAGGAGGACCGUCUGCCUAUCAGAUCAGAAGGAAAGAGAAAGGAAAUUGAGGAGGAGGAGGAAGGGGGAAAGAAAAAAGUGAAAUGUGAUGCCCCACGCUGCCGAUCAGCCGUCUUCUCCAUGCUGGCCAGCCCAAGAGGGAGCAGCAGCAGCAGCAGUAGCCCCGGCGUUGAGAGACCAGUCGGACCCGCUUUUGUGUCAUUUUUUUUAAAAAAAAAACAACUCGUACUAUUAUCCACACCAAGGCUUCUGAAUGUACAAUCUGGGAAGCUCCACAUGAAAACUCGGGGUUAGGGGUGGGGGUUUUGGAUGGAUAGACUCCUGGAGAGGGGAGGGGAGGGUAGGGGGCAAGGACAGAGGCUCUACCCCAUUAACUUGUGUUGAUCAAUUUAAAACAAAGAUUGACCUUUAAAAGACAGAUCGAAUUUCCCCCCAGAAUAUUGAACCUUUGGGAGAAUUUGUCUUUCUCUAUAUAUACUGUGAAUCCAGGCAUUUUGUCAAAGAAGUGAAGAUUAGAUUUUUUUUGGAGGGGUGGGUGUUUGGGGUGUUGGAGAGGUGCUUGGUAUUUGGGGUGGGGAAGUUUCCAUCCCACUUAAAAUGAACAUGAUGUGAAACUUUUUAUUAUUUUUUUAAAGACAGCAAUUGUAACUUCGAACUCAGCUGACGGGAAACUGACGGGAUUUUACACUGGACGGGAUGUAGAACCAGCUUUGCACCCCCAUCCUGUGGGAUUCUCCCCAAGGCUGCUUCAAGUUAAAAUUGCUCUCUGACCAUACAUUGGGCACAAACUUGAGGCUACAGGUCCAGUUUCUUUUUUCUUAAAGCGAAGCCAUUAUAGAAAUAGUUUAAUCUUGCAUAUUUUUUUUUUGGCUGCUGCAGAGACUGGAAAGGUGCAUGUGGGCGAGACCAUUUCAAAAUUCCUGACUUAUUCUUGCGGCGAAUGAUCUCUCAUUUUCCCCAGAGAGGCAAACACCAUUUAUUGCCCCCUUUCUCUGCACUGUAUUCCCUCCUCCCCAACCAGUGCAUAGUUACAACUUGCAGCCCUGUCUGAACAUUGAGUCUGUAUGAUGCCCCUCCUAGCUGAACAGCCGACUACAGCAAAAAUUGGCCCUUGGGCGAGACGUAGAAGGGUGCUGGUGGAAUUGAUUCCCCGGACGACUGGAGAAGGUAUGGAUAGAGAAUAUUUGCGGGCGUUGGCGGGUGGGGGUUGUGAGUGGGGAGGAACUGGGUCAACUCAGUACCAUCUUGGGCCAGUCUAGUAAGGACAAGGAAGCUCCUUUAUAACCGGGGCAGAGUCUGAUCUUCAGCGCCCUGUAACAAUGGCAGUUGGGUAUAGAGAUUUCUGCCAUUGCCAACUUCCCCCACGCCCCUUAACACACUCCGAAAGCCCCCGCUGGAUCAGAAUUUGAAAGCACCAGCCCAUUCAUAUAGAGGUGGGUGUGAAUGCUAAAUUUGUCAAAUGCAUCUGCAGUAUCUAACCAGCUCUUUAACCAAGUGUUUUUAGCUUGACUUUGAACCACUGAGGUGGGAGGUGAGGCAGCAACUGCAUCUGUCUUCAUUCCAAUAUGGCAUGACCUGAAAUGCAUCGGAAUGCAAGGCGAGUGGUUUGAUCCCACCUCCCAUUUAAGCAUUGUGCUAAACCCCGAGCACUUUUUUUAAAAUUGCUUUUUUUUUAAGUUAUUGUAUUUUAAUCAAUAUUUAAUAUAUACAAACGCAGAUCAAUUUCCAUAUUUUAUCAAUGUAGUGAAUUGCAAUGAUAUACUUAACGUUCUCGUUGUGCUUUUACAAAUGGCUGGCAGCACUGACUCAUGUUGGUGACUUGUCGGGUGGGGUCCCCCACCCCCCCGUUGGCACGGUAACUCGAGGGUGCUGCUGACUGCCCAGGAUCCUACCCACAUUCCGUGCCAGGGAUGGCACACAAAGGGGUUGUGGCACUGCACCCCAGGGACAGUCCCAUUCCUUCAUGGGACAAGAGGCAGGGAGGAAGCCUGACCUGUCCAGCACCUCACCCCCACCCCAUCCCACCCCACCCUACCCCCCACCAAUGUGCUUCCUGCAGGGCUUGGCACUGAAGGAUGAAGGACGUUGCAUUACAUGCUGGCUCACAGCCUCCCUAAAGCAGCAUUUUUUUUUAUAUAUACAUAUUUUUUUUUUAUAUUUUAAUAUUUAUUAUUAACUUCUGGCCGUGGGUUAAAACCGAGCAGCACUUUCUUUUCCAAAAGGAAGAAACUUGCAAAAUAAAAUCAGAUUGAAUUCAAAACUUUACUGUGCAAAAUAUCUGGAGCCAUAUAUAAAAAAAAUCCUGCCUUGUGAAAAAAAGAUUCUCUUGAAGGGGUAGGGGUGAGGGGAAGCCACAGCUAGUCCUGUUCUGUGCCAGACAGUCGUAUAUAUGAAGCUACUGACCUUAUUCCUUUUUUCUCCCCCCAAACCCCUCCCACCA